AUGUCUCGCGAUGUUACUUCGUCUCUUUUGACAUUACCUGUCGAACUUAUCUAUCGCAUUUUGGAUAACCUCGAUGACUUCACGUUUUUAUGUUCAACUCGUAAUGUUUGUCAGCGACUAAAUUAUAUAACAGAUGCAUAUCAUCGAUAUCAGGCGCUCACUACACUUAAUUUGAGCGAAAAUUCAAUCGGAGAUCAAGGAGCACAACAUCUUGCCCAUGCACUCACAAACAACAAGACACUCACCAUACUCAAUCUUGAAUGUAAUGAAAUAAGCGGUCUAGGGGCACAACAUCUUGGCAACGCUCUGACAAGCAACACAGCACUUACUUCAAUUGAUCUUGGCCAUAACGAAAUCGGAAAUCGAGGAGCACAACAUCUUGGUAAUGCUCUCAUUAACAAUACAACAUUAAUUUCAUUCGUCCUUAGACUUAAUGAAAUUGAAGAUGAAGGAGUAGAAAACCUUGCUUUUGCUCUAAGAAAUAAUAGAACACUUACUACUCUUGAUCUUUGCAAUAAUCGAAUCGGUGACAAUGGAGCACAACACUUAGCUAAUACUCUCAUAAAUAACACAGUAAUAGACUAUCCAUCUGCUGCUCUCUACGCUUUAUGA
Rotaria socialis is the source of this 612-nucleotide messenger RNA. The record is from the annotation of a GenBank genome assembly. Lineage: Eukaryota; Metazoa; Rotifera; Eurotatoria; Philodinida; Philodinidae.